This is a messenger RNA of Megalobrama amblycephala (Wuchang bream), 1953 nucleotides long. RefSeq lists its product as uncharacterized. The transcript has 5 exons. The coding region runs from base 160 to 1029 and encodes 289 amino acids. The record is from RefSeq and is a predicted model, not a curated record. Lineage: Eukaryota; Metazoa; Chordata; Actinopteri; Cypriniformes; Xenocyprididae.
ACGGCAUGUUCGGCAAAUCAGUGUGGAGGAACGGGACCUAGUGGGCGGAGUCUGACUUCCAAAGGGAGCGGUCCGCCAAAUUCAAACACAGCCACUUGAAACAAAGUAAAGGAUAGUUGGACUUCAUCAGGCUCUGCGAUUUGGGAAAAUAACGAUCUCAUGAUGACGUCCACUAUUGUGAGCGGGGUCUGGAGGUCACAUUCUGUCCUCGAUGAGUCAGAGCCUGACAGCUCACCCGAAGCAGUGCAGCAGUUUAAGAAGAUGCGGUCCUCCAGCUCGCUAAACUCACUGAGAAUGUCUCUGCGCAAGCGGCUGCCCUUGAAACCAGUGCAGUCCAACGUCAACAUCUCUGAGAACCCCACCUGGGAGUCACUACAGAUGAACCAAAAGGCCAGUGUUGUCCGCAAAAUGACCCGGAGUGCAAAAAACUCCAUUGGAAACGUCUGUCAGAAAUUUCAAAGGAGCAGACAGCCACGUCAGGAGUUUCUGGUCAUGACACCAGGUAGAACGUCAGAUGGAGAGGAAUGUGAUUGCAUUGGGACAUCACAAACCCCAAAACGAUCUGCCGCCCGUACUACCAUCACCCCCAGGCGAACUCCAAGGUCAACCAGCAAGCGGACUCCUCGAGGGGCCUGUACCCCAGAUGCCAGUGACUCUGCUGUUAGGACAGUGAAGACCAGGGGCACCAGGAGGCAGCUGGUGCGAAUGGCUGCACUCAGAAGCCCUUUUGCAUCACCCAACACAAUGAACAGCAGGAGGCAGUUUGAUGAGGAUAUGGAUUGUGUGUCCAAAGGCCUCCGGAGGUUAAAGCGUCUCUCUCAAGCCUUUGAUGAUGCGAUUGGGAAAGAUGAUCGGGUUCAGGCCUUGGAGCACUACAAAGCGGUCAUGAGCAAGGGCUACAGCUCCACCAAGAUCAACAUUUCCAGAGGACUGAACAGGACUUCCAUCCGAAAACAGACGCAGCACGUACAGCAGACCAUAAGCAGCUGGACUGAUGUGGCCAUGUCUAACAUCCGCAAAGCCACUUAAAAGAGGCAACUGUUUUCCUUAUGUUAUCAAACCUGUAUGUUGUCUUGUGUUUCUCAGUAUAUGCCAGAAGAGGCCUUAUUGGGAGUCCAGUAUUUAGAAGGGACACUUUUCUUAUCUGUCUGUAGCUUUUAAGUGUUUAAAGGGCAACUGAAUAUACUGUAUCACUAUAUGGGAACAUUUGCAUUUAUAGCUGCUGAUUUUCAGAUUCACGUGCAUGAUUUCAAUUCAUGGCUCAACGUGCUUGACAUACUGAAGCAUUUAGUAAUGUAAAACAAUUUCUGCUGUGAAAAGCCACCAAAAGAUGUGAAUACUAAAUGUAAGCAUAUUAAAAUGUGUGGAGAGGUCAAGGAAUUAGGAAAAAAAUGCUAAAUGUUAUUCACCAAAGACGAACCAUAUUCAGGGUUGUUGUUUUUUUUUUUUUGUUUGUUUGUUUGUUUGUUUGUUUUUUACAAAAAUAUCCAAUAUCACUACCUAACGCUAAACUGACAUGGUUAUAUACUGUCUUGACUGUGGGAGAUGUUACUAACAUAACUAUGUUUACUAACUGUUUUAACCUAUUUAGCUGAAGUUGAUUAACAGUAUUUUACUACUUUGGUACUUAACUGAGUGUAUUGCAAGGCAUUGGUAUUUGAAAAUGCAAAGUAUGCAAUAAUUUUACUAUUUCAUCAAAGCAAAUAUCUUGCUAUUGUCGAUAUUAUGAAAGACGGCAUUAUCACAAAUUGUACUCACAAUAUAGUGAUCAAUAUGUAAACAUUACCAAAGGAGAAAAAGAGAAUUCAAGUGUGAUAAUAAAUUGUUUGAGUUUGUUUCAAAGUUGAAAUGUUUACAGUUGUAUUACUGCAUUAUGAUUUGUUUAAAAAAGGAUAUAAACAGCAGAUUUGUUUGCUUUUUUUGUAUUUAAUAAAAAAACUUUUCCAUAAUUAA